UCCACCGCUGCCAUCGCGACGCACCACCCCACCACCAUCUAGCCCCAGCCCCGCCGCCCACAUUCACCUGGCCGGCAACCGGUGACGAUGGGCCGGCCCACCGACCACCGCGGUGCUCCUCCCACCAACCGCCGCUGCCAAACAGGGCCGGAUCUCCCCUCGACCUCCUGCUUCUUCCCGUCGACUCGCCGACCAGCCCUGUCCCCCUUCCUUCCAUCUUCCUCCCCCGCCAUGGCUGCCAGGAUCCAAUCCAUGGCUGCCCAAUUUGGCCGGCGACCCCCGGAUCCAGGCGAGGGCACCACCACCACCAAGCGCGUGGAGGGGAGUGGAGGGGCGGCGGGGGAUCUCACCGGGUCUCUUCCCCACCUCCAUGGUCUGCCUGCCCGUCCCGCCGUCAGCCACUACGUCACCGCACCGACCAGAUCCAUGGUGUUAGUCGCGCCGUGCUUUGUGGUGCUACUCCGUCAGAGUUAGGAUGGGGGGUAGGAGCAGCUCCGUCGAGCUUGUGCUGGCGACGGCGAGAUACUUCAGGUGAGCCGCCCAGUGGUGUGGUUGCUGCAGCCGUGCAGUUCGGCCCGGGGCACG
Molecule: messenger RNA, 585 nt
Organism: Triticum dicoccoides
Lineage: Eukaryota; Viridiplantae; Streptophyta; Magnoliopsida; Poales; Poaceae
Exons: 2
Coding region: 88-474 (128 amino acids)
Source: RefSeq, a predicted model, not a curated record